AUGCACCGCCGGUCGCUGAUGGGCGCCAUAUCCCUGGCAGGCGCGCUCUUCGUCGGCUGCGAGCUGCAGGCGCAGAGGAGUAUAGCCGACGCGUCCACGCAGCUGUACACGUACCAGAGCCCGGCAGGCCUGUUGGUCUUGGCCCUCAAGGUGUGCAUCUUCUGCUGGUUUGCGCGCACCGUGCGCGCAACCGUCGCGGAGGAGAGCACGAAGGGUUUGAGGUGGUUCUUCGGGCUCCUCGUGGCCAUUACGUCGCUGUGGUCUCUGAUGGUGCCCGUCACGGUGGCCCUCGCGUUCUUGGUUUCGCCUUGCUGGCGCUACAAGGUCGUGACCACGGCCGAGAUCGCCGCGCGCCUGCUGACGCAGGCGGUGCUGACGUGGCUGUUCUGCGGCCCGGUGAGCCCCAUCACGGCCAGGAACUGCCUCCAGCGGGAGGCGCCCCGCCUCGCGGGGAAGCUCAUCGACCUGGAGGACGCUCCAAGGCACGCCGCCGGGCAGCAGCGCCUGCCCGACCACGGCGCCCUCGCACCGUGA
Messenger RNA from Prorocentrum cordatum, 534 nucleotides. The record is from the annotation of a GenBank genome assembly. NCBI's taxonomy places the organism in Eukaryota, Dinophyceae, Prorocentrales, Prorocentraceae.